AUGCAUGGUGGCUGGAGCAGGAUGCUGAGAGUUCCCAUCAUCAAACACAAGCGUGAAACAGAGUGUGAAAUGGAAGGACCCGUGACAUUAAGGGAUGUCACCGUGGAGUUCACCAAGGCAGAAUGGAAGUUGCUGACCCCUGAACAGAAGGCCCUUUACAAGAAUGUGAUGCUGGAGAAUUACAGACACCUGGUCGCUGUGGGUUAUCGAGUGGUUAAGCGCAGUGUGAUCUCCAAGUUGAAGCAAGGAAAAGAGCCAUGGAUAUUAGAAAAAGAACUUCCAAAUCGGAACCGUGCUGACAGAAGACGGAAUGUUCCUGACCCCAGAGCCAAACACCAGGCUGGAAAUGCAAGGAAAGGAGAACUCAGCAGACGUCGGAAAACUACCCAACAUGAAAGCUACGACUGUAGUGAGUGUGGAAAGUCCUUCUGCCAGAAGUCUUCCCUCAUUGUGCACCAGGAAACACAUACCAAGAAGUCCUAUAAGUGUGACAAAUGUGGGCAAUCUUUCUAUAAAAAUGAAGACCUCACAAUCCAUCAGAAAGUUCAUACCAGAGAUAAAACCUACCCAUGCAAAGAAUGUAACAAAAUUUUCUACCACCUGUCAUCCCUCACUAGACAUCUGAGAAUCCACGCAGGGGAGAAACCCUAUGAAUGUAGCCAGUGUGAGAAAUCAUUCUACCAGAAGCCACACCUCACAGAACAUCAGAAAACACACACGGGGGAGAAACCUUUUGAGUGUAAGGAGUGUGGGAAGUUCUUCUAUGUGAAGGCAUACCUCCUGGUGCAUCAGAAGACACACACAGGAGAGAAACCUUUUGAGUGUAAGGAAUGUGGGAAAUUCUUUUCUCAAAAGUCACACCUCACAGUCCAUCAGAGAACACACACAGGGGAGAAACCCUAUAAAUGUAAGGAAUGUGGGAAACUCUUCUCUAGGAACUCACACCUCAAAACACACCAGAGAACUCACACAGGAGAGAAACCCUAUAAAUGUAAGGAAUGUGGAAACUGCUUCUACCAGAAGUCAGCCCUCACUGUGCACCAGCGAACUCACACUGGGGAGAAACCUUUUGAAUGUAGUAAGUGUGGAAAAAACUUUUACUAUAAAUCAGACCUCACCAAACAUGAGAGAAAACACACAGGGGAGAAGCCCUAUGAAUGUACCGAGUGUGGCAAAUCUUUCUCUGUGAACUCAGUCCUCAGAUUACAUGAAAGGACUCACACAGGGGAGAAGCCCUAUGACUGUGAGAUAUGUGGGAAAUCCUUCUCUCAGAAGUCACAUUUUGUCAUACAUCAGAGAAAGCAUACAGGGGAGAAACCCUAUGAGUGCCAGGAGUGUGGGGAAAACUUCAUCCAGAGGUCACAACUCACCACACAUCAGAAGGCACAUGCCAAGAAGGGGAAAACUAGCAAAUAGCAUGCGUUCAGAAUCCCUGCCAUAAUUCAUCCUUCUGAUGUAGUACACACAGAAGGAGAACCUUCUAAGUAUCGAGAAAAAAAUUGUCAGCUAUUUUUUUCUUAAGGAUUAUCAGCACAUAUACAGAAGGAAAUUAUAUGAUGUUAUUAGGAAGAACUUUACAAUAUGGCCAACUUUUAUAAAUAUCAGGUGGCAGAAACUGUAAAACAUGAAAGAUAAAAUGGGGCAGAAAUGCAGCAAAUGAAUGUCCAGAAGUUUCUGUAGUAUCAUCUAGCACUACCAUCCAGAGGACGCAGUGAGGACCUCCCGUGGGUAUCCCAGCACUCACAAGUCUCUUCACACAGAGGCACUCAUCUUAAAAAGAUUGAGGGGACUUAGUACACAGAUUGCAACAGAUUUGGAAGUUUAUCAAGAACACAUCCAUCACUGAAAGUUGGCUAUAUUAAUAUUUUAAUCAUACCUAUGGAGGCAUUAUCAAUAUUUGAAAUAUUUUUAACAAAAAUUAUAAGAAUUUAUACUGAAGGCAGCAGUCACACUGUAAGUCAUGUUGCCAAUCCCAAGAUUGAUUUUACUUCCUAAAGAAACAAACAACAAAAACAGAAACCAUCAAAUAUCACGUAUAUCAAGCUAUUUAAAGAGCAAAAAUAAUCAGGAAACACCAUUAAACAAAGAAGUGUUUUUGAUAUGUAGGAUGUAGGUAUGUACAUGGGUAUCUACAAAAUAUUUGUAAGUGUGUGAUUUGCACAUGGGACUCAUCUGUCAUUGUGCCUAAACUCAAUAGCUGUAAUGUGUGAGGACACUUGCACAUCAACAGUGAUUUCCAUUGAUAGUGUUGUUACUAUAACAUAUGUUGGUGUAUACUUUAAAAACAUAGUGUAUCUUUUCAUCUACUUCCUGGCACUUACAAAUGGGUUCAGACAUUGUUACUAAAUGAACUCUUCAGAAGAAACUUAAAUCCUUUUGUAAUUUUUUCAGCUAUAUCCUAAUCAGCUGAACUUUGGGUUGGAGAUGCAUUUGUAGCAGUCUGAACAGCCUCUAAAGCAGCAGUAUUUACUUAUCUUACUGUAGAUGUUGUGUAGCAGUGGUAUCUGUGUUUGUAUUUUGUAUGAAAAAUACCUCAUGGUUUUUCCUUCCUUUUCUGGGUAGCGGAGGCACCAUGGCCAGUGGCUAAAAGUGAGAUUCUAGGCUCCUGCUACCUUGCCCCAGACCCAGCAUGGGCAUGCCAUGCAGCUUCACUGUGCCUCAGCUUCCCUUACUGUGAGAGCAAUGAUAGCAGCAUCCUAGAAUUGUCGAGGUCAAAAUAGGUUAAUAUUUUAAAGCACUUAGAACAGUGUCUGUAAAACAUAAAAACUCGACAUUAGAUAUUAUUCUCAUUAAUUCAUAUUUCCUGAAUCAUACAGUAAAAAGGUUGGCAAGCCACUACUUAGCUCCCACCUUAUUGCUGUUAGUGCCUUGAUUUGAUUUGGUUGUGUAUCUACCCAUAGUGGCUCAGGAGCAGAUCCUGAGUAGGCAAGGCCAGAGGUUGGUGAAUCACAGUCCAUCUGCCAGAUUCACAGCCCAUUUUUGUAGCCUGUUAGGUGAGAUUAGUUUUAUAUUACUCAAUUAUUGCAAAAAUUAAAUAUUUUCUGACACAUGAAGGUUGUAUGAAACCAAAUUCCAGUGUCUAUACAUAAAGCACUUUGAGAACACUAAUCCAAACCCAUUUGUUUAUAUGGUGCCUGUGGCAGCCCUCACAUUGUGCUAGCAGAGCUAAGUAAUAGAGGCAGACCACAUGGCUAAGAGAGCCUAAGACAUUGAUGACCCAGCACUUUACCACAUAGGUCUCCGUUACUCAGAGCUGCACACACUGCAGCCGGUCCUGAGCCCAAUCUUAUAAAUGUUCUGUUUACCAAACAUGAUGCAGCAGUAUAUGGGUGGGUGAUUUCUGUGCAGUAUAUUUAUUUUGUGUAUUGUAUUUAUAUGUGGAAAAAGCCUAGGCUUAGAAUUAUUUUUCCCAAAGAAAUGUGUUUUUUUACUUACUGAAUUGUUACAUUAAAACAAAUUUCUUGGAGUGUAAUAAAUAUAUGAAAUAAACAUUGCCUCAAUUAAAUUGAA
Peromyscus eremicus (cactus mouse) is the source of this 3510-nucleotide messenger RNA. RefSeq names its product zinc finger protein 25 (gene Znf25). Gene Ontology annotation, cellular component: nucleus. The transcript has 5 exons. Gene Ontology annotation, molecular function: DNA-binding transcription factor activity, RNA polymerase II-specific; RNA polymerase II cis-regulatory region sequence-specific DNA binding. The coding region runs from base 1 to 1416 and encodes 471 amino acids. Lineage: Eukaryota; Metazoa; Chordata; Mammalia; Rodentia; Cricetidae. Gene Ontology annotation, biological process: regulation of transcription by RNA polymerase II; central nervous system development. The record is from RefSeq and is a predicted model, not a curated record.